AUGGCUGCGGCCACGGCGUGCGGCUCCCCGCCUCCCCGCGACCCGCAGCAGCCGCGCAAGCGGGGCGACUCCCGGCGGCGGCAGGCCGCCCUUUUCUUCCUUAAUAACAUCUCCCUGGACGGACGGCCGCCGUGCCCGCCCGCUGAGAAGCCGCUCCCCGGCGAAGAGGAGGCGGCGGAUCCGCCCGGAGCGCCCCCCCGGUUGGUGCUGCCCGGCGCCGCCGCCGCCGCCAAAGGGGACGCGGAGCCGUCCCGCGGGGGCAUCUUCUUGCCGCAGGUGCUGCUGGGCGGCCCGCUGUGCCCGCCGGCGCCGCCCGCCCUGCCGGGGAUGCUGGCGGCGGCCAGAGCGGCGGUGCCGGGGCUGCUGAGCCCCACGCAGAGCGCGGCGGGCGGCGGCGGCUUCGCGCCGGAGGCGCAGCGGCAGAGAAGGCGUUUUAUCUCCCAGCGCUGCUCUCUAGACUUUUUAGAAGACAUAGUGGAAUAUGCCAGUGUACGAAGAACCAAGCAUAUAUCUGGGUCUCCAAGGCACAAAAGUUUGAAGAAGAUGCACUUCAUCAAGAACAUGAGGCAGUAUGACACCAAGAACAGCAGGAUAGUUUUAAUCUGUGCUAAACGAACGCUGUGUGUGGCUUUUUCUAUCCUGCCUUACGGGGAGAGUUUACGGAUCAGUGAUCUAAAAAUGGAAGGACAGAAGCAGCGACAUCCUUCUGGAGGAGUUUCAGUCUCCACUGAGAUGGUGCUUGGACUGGAAGGAGUAGAGCUGGGUGCUGAUGGCAAGGUUGUGUCCUAUGCAAAAUUCUUGUAUCCGACCAAUGCCCUGGUUGUUCGCAAAGCCGACAGCCAUAGUGUUGUUCCCUCGUGUCGAGCUAAUACUUCACGAAGUCUUCCUGGAUCAAGAUAUAAACCUAUCACAGCAAAAACGAUACCAGCAGGAACAGACAUCGGAAGUGAAGCUGCGGAAGCCACAGAGUAUGAUCCAAAUCUUCUGGAUGAUCCUCAGUGGCCCUGUGGAAAACAUAAACGUGUUCUCAUCUUUGCCUCUUACAUGACUACAGUUAUAGAAUAUGUGAAACCUUCGGACCUUAAAAAAGAUAUGAAUGAAACCUUUAGAGAGAAGUUUCCUCAUAUCAAGUUGACGCUGAGCAAAAUCAGGAGUUUAAAGAGGGAGAUGCGGAACCUGAGUGAAGAGUGCAAUCUGGAGCCAGUUACUGUCUCCAUGGCGUAUGUUUACUUUGAGAAGCUCGUUCUCCAAGGCAAACUCAACAAACAGAACCGCAAACUGUGUGCUGGUGCUUGCGUUCUGCUUGCAGCCAAGAUCAGCAGUGACCUCAGGAAACACGAAGUUAAACACCUAAUAGAUAAACUAGAAGAAAGAUUCAGAUUCAACAGAAGAGAUCUCAUCGGGUUUGAAUUCACCGUCCUUGUAGCUUUGGAACUGGCUCUCUAUCUUCCUGAAAACCAAGUUUUACCUCAUUACAGACGGCUCACACAACAGUCUUAACCAAAGCUCCGUUCUGGCUGACAGCCUGUGGCACUGGGAUCGCAUCACCGAUCGCUGCUGGUGGAGUUGCCACUGGCCCUUCGGUGCCGCUGUGGGCAUCCUGCCAUGGCUACAGCUAGUUUUGGAGCCUGCAGCGCAUUACUGAACUAUCGAGGUGUGCAUUACGGACACGUGUGCCGAGUCUGGGGGAUGGUACGAGAAGAGUUAUUGAACUUUAUUUUCUUUUGGAUAUUUAAAGCACAAAUAUACACCAGUCAGCUGUCAUGGCUGCUUAUUAUUCCUUAUUUAUCUUUUUGGUUUUACUGAAACUGUUCUUCCCUAUGAAGAAUACUAUGGUAUUGUUUCUUUUUUUUAUUUUAAGCCUUUAUUGUAUUCUAUGAAACUAAAGGAAGCAUCACUUCCAUUCCAGUGCAUCACAAAGUUCCAAUGUUUCUAAGAAUCUUCUCACAUUUUUACAUUAAUGAAAUGCAUACUUUAUUUUUUUAAAGAUGUGCCUAAAACUGGCUGGUCUGGUACCAGUGCUUUUUUAAGUUAGUUAUGUUAUUUAGUGGGAAAUCCUGAAUUUGUAUAGCCAUUUAUUCUUUACCUGCAUUGGCCUUGCAUAGAAGGAAAACAAUUCCAGUAUAUCUGCACUAACGAUACACAGGGCAUCUAUUCUCUACUUUACUACAGGUCUGUAAGUAGCAAGACUGAAUUUACUCCGUUCAAUUUAGUUGAUUAUUAAUAUUGUAAGGAUAUGAAUUUAUUUAAAAAGGAAAGAUUGUUUGAAAAUCUGUCAUGAAAUACCACAUGUUGGACAAGGUAUUGUCAGCAAAGCGACUGCCAUCCUUAUUCUCUCUCUCCAGUGGAAGAUUAGCACUUGACUAAGAGCAGUUUGGCAAAUGUGUCACUUAUGAUUUGUAUUUGUUUCAGUGUUCCGUGGUCUGAAAUAAGCACCUUUUUAGUAUGACUGUAUUAUAUAAUGGUCUUAUGUGCUCUGAGCAAAUACUUAGGUCAGUAGAGCUACCGCUGCCGAGCUAAGCCAGCGCAACGAAGCAUGCUCAAUAUUUAAAAUGCUCUUUUUUUACUCUGUUCUUCCAAGCAUUGCAUCACUGUGAUGGUCCUCAUAAAAUCAGCAUUUGUUGCACAUCUGAACAGCCUCUUAACAGCUGGUGCCCAGCUCUGAUGCUUACGCAGAGGUGAAGUAACUUCUCUGACCAUUACUUAUUCCUUCAUUUAUUUUUAAAAUGUCCAGGUUGAGAAUGAACUCUGAUUAUAUCUGGAACCUUCUGUGACUUCGGCGCUUGGGUUUAUUUUCUGAAGCAAUAUUAUGACACAAGUAACUGUGUCUGUUUGCAAGGAACAAAACUGUUGCUUGGCUAUUAAGACUGAGAAAUUUGUAAUUAGUUUGACUCCUUAAUGAAAUACUAUACCUCGGACUGAGGUAAGGGACCUGCUCUCUAAUAUGUAAAGUAAUGUAAAUUCCAGUUCCUUGUAUUAAAUGUUGGUUGUAGCCAAAACCAAAGCUGAAUCUUUGUGCUUCAGCUGCGUUUUGUCUGAAGCUAAUUUGGCUUCAUUAGAAUUGCAGCAAGUUUUACUGAAGCUCUUUAAGUAGGGCUCAAAAUGUAUUUUUAAUAUAUAAUAAUGACAGUGACUAUCAAAUCUUUUGUAACUGUGUUCAACUGUAUGUAGCUUCAAGUUAUUUGUGUAAAAUUUAAUAUGCUUGUGACUUUUCUCUAACAUCGAAGGACUUUCCAAUCUGUGUAAGGGAGGUGGUAGCUAGUAAGUUAGACAACGAGCUUGUCAGUUAUCUUCCAAAAGGUUUUAAGAAAUUGCCCACUAGUUAAACUUUCUACUGAAUAUAACUGUGCUUGCAUGCAAGAAAUAGUGAUGUACUAAACAUCUAGCCUAUAACAAGCCUUUAAAUUAGCAAACAGUGGUGAAAACAAGUGGUCCACCGCUUCCUUAAAGUCAUUACAGAGGGGACAGAGGUAGAGCUGAGCAAAGGAAUCUCUCACACGCUAUCUCCAGAACUGAUAAAACACUACUGUUAGUAUGAUUAAAAUCAGAAUAUGUUUUUGUCUAGAAAUGUCUUUGUGUAUAUAGUUUUCUGUAACAAAACUAACUUUCCUUUCUCACCAUCUAAGGAAAAAAAGCACUUUGGUUUGCAACGCUUUGCAGUCUCUAUUCAGUGGAAGGUUGUGUAGUUGCAGUGGGCACCUGGGCUGGAGUUAGACACCUAGAAUCUAUGGGUUUGUAUCUUAAACCAGCAAGCUUUUUGUUUUCUUUAUCAGAAGAACAAGUUAGGAUAAGGAGCAUUACAUUACAGAACGCUGAAUGUUGCCUAAACGUUACUCUGAACGUUGGCUUGAGCGUUCUUGAGCUCAGAAGCUGUUCAGAGCCUUGGUGGAGCGAGCGCUGUGCCGCUGCCUCUGCUAGAGUGGUGGGGUUGGGACGAAGCUAUCUGGAGGCGCAGCUUGUGGUCCCUCCGUCCUCUGGGGUGGUGGCUGUGCAGAAGCAGCACUGCUGCAGAGACAGAGCGACACACAGAGCUGGGGACUGGUUUUUUCCAUUUCUAGUGUCUAGCUUGCAGUCCCGUGUGGGAAUAUUUCUCUUUUCACCUAAAAGCUGCCACCGUGUGGCAAAGGAUUAUCACUACAUUACCUAUUAAUUAACCAAAAGUGGGCCCAAAGUAACAAACUGAAGGGUGUGUGGAGAUGCCGCUGGGCUGGCUCUGGGUCACGGCUGUACAUUUUGUGUCAAACCACACAGUUUUGGUUUAAUUUUGCUCCAUUAUUUAAAAGUUUGAUUUGUUGCCAGUUCAGUGGUUGGUUGUUGUUCUUUUUUUUUUCCCAUGAACUUGUGAAGUUGAGAUGCUGUGAAAUAAAA
This is a messenger RNA of Cuculus canorus (common cuckoo), 4368 nucleotides long. It is a transcript of the gene CABLES2, whose product is annotated as Cdk5 and Abl enzyme substrate 2. Gene Ontology annotation, biological process: regulation of cell cycle. NCBI's taxonomy places the organism in Eukaryota, Metazoa, Chordata, Aves, Cuculiformes, Cuculidae. The record is from RefSeq and is a predicted model, not a curated record. The transcript is spliced from 10 exons. The coding region runs from base 1 to 1500 and encodes 499 amino acids.